Arachis stenosperma is the source of this 1929-nucleotide messenger RNA. RefSeq lists its product as uncharacterized. The transcript has 2 exons. Bases 1 to 1929 code for a protein of 642 amino acids. The record is from RefSeq and is a predicted model, not a curated record. Lineage: Eukaryota; Viridiplantae; Streptophyta; Magnoliopsida; Fabales; Fabaceae.
AUGGGCGCCACUCCGUUCCAUCGGUCCAUCCUUGAGGUCCGGUUGCCGAAGCACUUCGACAAACCAACGGACAUGAGGUACGAUGGAACCCAAGACCCUUUGGAACACCUCACGGCUUUUGAGGCUAGAAUGAAUCUGGAGGGAGUAGGGGACGAGGUGAGGUGCCGGGCCUUCCCGGUCACCCUAGCCGGACCUGUGAUCCGAUGGUUUAACGGCCUCCUGCAAGGAUCCAUCUACGAGUUUUCGGACAUCAGUCGUGCCUUCUUGGCCCAAUUCACAACACGAAUAGCGAAGGCAAAACACUCGAUCAACCUGCUCGGGAUAACCCAAAGGCACGGGGAGCCGACCAGGAAAUACCUGGACCGCUUCAACGAUGAAUGUUUAGAAAUUGACGGCCUAACCGACUCGGUCGCCAGCCUCUGUCUAACAAACGGCCUCCUGAACGAGGACUUUCGAAAACACCUCACCACGAAAUCGGUUUGGACGAUGCAUGAAAUCCAAAUGGUGGCCAAGGAAUACAUAAAUGACGAGGAAGUCAGCCAGGUCGUGGCUACCAAUAAACGACACUACGGCUACAAUCAACCGAGGCAACAGGGUAACGGAGAGAGGCAGAAAGAACAAGCCAAAGAGGGAGGGCCGAGCAAGGCACCCAGACCGUUUCCCCGAAUCGGGAAGUUCACAAACUACACUCCACUCACUCUCCCCAUUAUGGAAGAUUGCUUCGACUUGAGGGAUGCACUAGAGCAAGCCAUAAGGGACGGUAAACUCUCGGAAUUCUCCCAUUUUAUAAGGGAGCCGAGGAGGCGACAUCGAGACCAGGACGAGGAAGGAAAGACCCGGUCGACAAAGCGACGACAAGAGCCAGAAGACAAAGACCAUGGUCUCACUGUGAUAAACAUAGUGACCGCCAAAAACGCGGUACCAAGGUCGAGAUCGGCACACAAGAAAGACGCCAAGAUCUUGGCAGUCUCCUCCGCGCCGAUGCGAAGCUCGAAGAAGCCCCCAUCUAUCUCCUUCGGCCCGGAAGAUCAGUGGUUCGACGAGGCCCCUGAAAAUCCACCCAUGGUCAUCACGACCAGGGUGGGAACAGGACUCGUAAAACGAAUCCUUGUUGACACGGGGGCAGACUCGAACAUUAUGUUCCGCAACGUGUUCGACGCAUUGGGAUUAAAGGACACCGACCUAUCGACUCAUCAGCACGGGGUCAUCGGAUUAGGCGACCACUUCAUCAAGCCAGAUGGAAUAAUAUCCCUUCCGAUUUCUUUGGGACAGGUCCAAGGCCGAAGAUCGGCAAUGGCUGAAUUCGUGGUUCUCCGAGAUUCUACGGCCUACAACGUCAUUUUGGGAAGGAAGACGAUUAACGAUAUCGAGGCAAUAAUCAACACAAAGCUACUAGUCAUGAAAUUUGUUGCCGACGUCGGAUCUAUAGGGUCCAUAAGGGGAGACCUAGAAACGGCGGUCGCCUGCGACAACGCCAGCCUCUCCCUAAGGAAGAAAUCCAAAGAGGCGUCAGGGGUGUUCCUGGCUGACUUGGACGCCAGGGUUGACGACAAGCCCAGGCCAGAACCGGAGGGGGACUUGGAGAAGUUCAGGGUCGGUGACACGGAGGACAAGUUCACGUUUGUCAAUAGAAAUCUUCCGCAAGAACUGAAGGAACCCUUGGUAGAAAUGAUCAGGGCCAAUGGGGACUUGUUCGCCUGGACACCGACCGACAUGCCGGGCAUAGACCCCAAAGUCAUGUCACAUCACCUAGCCGUCAAAGCGGAAGCCCGCCCAGUGGCCCAGAGGAGGAGAAAGAUGUCGCGCGAAAGGGCAGAGGAGGUGGCCAGGCAGACGGCCAGCCUCCUUGAAGCAGGCUUCAUUCGGGAACUAGACUACUCGACCUGGCUCUCGAAUGUAGUACUAGUAAAGAAGCACAAUGGUAAAUAG